Messenger RNA from Musa acuminata AAA Group (dessert banana), 456 nucleotides. RefSeq lists its product as uncharacterized. NCBI's taxonomy places the organism in Eukaryota, Viridiplantae, Streptophyta, Magnoliopsida, Zingiberales, Musaceae. The record is from RefSeq and is a predicted model, not a curated record. Gene Ontology annotation, cellular component: Golgi apparatus. Bases 1 to 456 code for a protein of 151 amino acids. The transcript has 4 exons.
AUGCGCGCGACCCGUAGCGCCAGCAAGGCCGGUGGGAUUCGGCUGCUCGAUGGCCUGACCAACGAGCAGCUCAAGAAACGGAAGGCCACUCCAGCGAAGAGGCACUCCAGUGAUCGUCGGAAGGGGAAGGACAAUGCCACCGACUAUAACCAGGAAAAGGAUAAGCCCUCGGCCGGCGGCGCCGCUUCUGUCGGUCCCUACACCAUCUUCGUCGAGGCGAGCAACCUAGAUGGCAAGUUCCUGAAAGCAGCCAAAAAUGUCACAUCUGCUUUGAACUCAGCUUUUCCUUCAAUAUCUACAAAGGUGGCGGUUGAGCCAAGAAAGGGAUGCUUCAAGGUUCACGAUGAAGAGGGUGAAAAUUUUCUCCAAUAUCUGGAUUUAGAAGAACCAUAUUCUGAAUUGGAGUCCAUCGACAUACCCAAAGCCGUCAAGGAUGUUGGCAGGAAGAUUGGUUGA